Molecule: messenger RNA, 1988 nt
Organism: Amborella trichopoda
Lineage: Eukaryota; Viridiplantae; Streptophyta; Magnoliopsida; Amborellales; Amborellaceae
Molecular function (GO): protein binding
Source: RefSeq, a predicted model, not a curated record
AUUUAAUCGCGCGUUUGUCUCUUUCGUUCGUGUUCUUGAUUUCCCUCCUCCCGCUGCUCUCUCUUCCGCUCUCUCCAUUAGACCACUUUAAUGGCGAAGGGAGAACCAGCAAUCCGUUCCUCUUCUCGUGGGCCCUAAUUUUCAAUAGUUUUCACCUGCCCUAAUUAUCCUGUUCUUCGUAGGGUUUUUACUUUCCACUGGCGUAAUUGUCAUUGGUUUCUGGUUCCUGUGUUAGUGAGUUUCUAGCUUUUUAGGUGCCCUUGUUUUUGGGCAAUUAUGGAGAAGAAGAAGAUUCCUGCAAGGCCUCGCCUUAGGGUAACGGCAGAGAGGCAACAGCGCCCUAGCAGUUUUCUCAACUCUGUGAGGAAGCUUCAGCGUCGAGAAAUUGGAGGAUUCAGGGGUAUUAGGUCCAGUGCUUCGAAUGUUCAAGAGAAGUUUAGGAACUUCCAACUCCAGGAAGAGUUUGACACACAUGAUCCAAAAGUUCAGUUCUUUCUGAUAUUACAGUUUCUCAAGAAAAGAUCGAAGAUCAUAGAGAUUGUUGCAGCUAAGGAUGUGAUAUUUGCCCUGGCCCAAUCUGGUCUAUGUGCUGCAUUUAGUCGGACUACUAAUGAAAGGAUAUGCUUCUUGAAUAUAAGCCCGGAUGAAGUCAUCAGAAGCCUUUUCUAUAACAAGAACAAUGAGUCACUUAUUACAGUAUCAGUCUAUGCUUCAGAUUGUUUUAGUUCCCUAAAAUGCAGGACCACACCCAUAGAAUAUAUUAGGAGGAAUCAGUUGGAUGCUGGGUUUGCUUUGUUUGAGACAGAAUCAUUAAAGUGGCCUGGUUUUGUGGAAUUCGAUGAUGUAAAUGGAAAAGUAUUAACAUAUUCAGCUCAGGAUGGGAUUUACAAGGUUUUUGAUCUUAAGAACUAUUCUUUUCUAUACUCUAUAUCCGAUAGAAAUGUUCAGGAGAUUAAAAUCAGCCCUGGCAUCAUGCUGUUAAUAUAUAACCGAUCUGCUUCUCACGUACCAUUAAAGAUAAUUUCCAUCGAGGAUGGGACUGUCUUGAAAUCCUUCCACCACUUGCUUCACCGUAAUAAGAAAGUAGACUUCAUUGAGCAGUUUAAUGAAAAGCUUCUGGUGAAACAAGAGAACGAGAACUUGCAAAUCCUUGAUGUGCGCAAUUCGGAGCUUAUAGAAGUGAGCCGCACAGAGUUUAUGACGCCAUCUGCCUUCAUUUUUCUUUAUGAGAACCACCUCUUCUUGACAUUCCGGAACAGAACAGUAGCAGUUUGGAACUUCCGUGGGGAGCUGGUCACCUCAUUUGAAGAUCAUUUGUUAUGGCACCGCGACUGUAACACAAAUAACAUAUAUAUCACCAGCGACCAGGACUUGAUUAUCUCCUACUGUAAAGCGGAGGAAUCAGAGUGCGAGGGAGACGUGGGGUCUAUCAACAUGAGUAACAUCUUGACAGGGAAGUGCAUUUCAAAGAUUUGUGCAUCUGAUCCCGCCCUUCAGGUGAGGCCCAGGAUGGAGGGUAGAUCAAAGAUCCGAAGCACCGUGCGGGAGGCCUUAGAAGAUGUUACCGCCCUCUUUUACGAUGAGGAUAGGAAUGAGAUUUACACCGGUAACAAGCAAGGCCUGAUACAUGUCUGGUCUAAUUAAUUAAACGUAAUGGCCUCUCACCCAAAAAAUCUCUCUUCCUUUGUAAUCUAUUAUAAAAAUAUAGAUGUCACAUGGUUAUUGUUCUUUCUUCUUCUAUUUUGGUGGAGAGGUUACUCCAUUUGUUAACCCAAACAUAGUAAAAGUUCAGGAAUUUAGUGUUGGGUGUGUUUUCUGUUUUUCUUUUUUUCUUUUUUUUUCUGGAGUGCUUGGCAUGGGGGUGUUUAUGUUUUGGGUUUAGGCGUGAUUUGUAAUUUGUAAGCCCUACCAUUUUUUGUAAUCAACAAAGGACUGGGAAAGUUCUGAGAGACCCUGACAACAAUGACUUGAAUCACUUUUUAUUUUUA